This is a messenger RNA of Beauveria bassiana ARSEF 2860, 4140 nucleotides long. RefSeq names its product calcium-translocating P-type ATPase. NCBI's taxonomy places the organism in Eukaryota, Fungi, Ascomycota, Sordariomycetes, Hypocreales, Cordycipitaceae. The transcript has 2 exons. Bases 1 to 4140 code for a protein of 1379 amino acids. Gene Ontology annotation, biological process: calcium ion transmembrane transport; intracellular calcium ion homeostasis. The record is from RefSeq and is a predicted model, not a curated record. Gene Ontology annotation, molecular function: ATP hydrolysis activity; ATP binding; P-type calcium transporter activity. Gene Ontology annotation, cellular component: intracellular membrane-bounded organelle; membrane.
AUGCCCGACUCUACCGACAAUGAGCCACCACCACCGCCUGGUGGUAGGCGACGAGCCCCUACCAUCACAAUCGACACCACGGCCGUCAGUCCUACCGCCAGUGCCGUCGACAUGCCUCAAGGCCCUGAAAACCAACCCGCGCCAAUCGUAACAUCUCCUCCUGACGACGAUACCAUUUCUCCGACUACUUUGGCCGGCGAACCAAACGCUUCCUUUACCCACCGUGUCGGGCGUCCCGAUGUCCGUACCGACACCUCGUUUGAAAGCAGAGACAGUCGGCCUACGAGUCCGCACAAUGUCUCCAGCCCUGUCCUCGGCUUCGGCGAGCGAGGCGCUGGCUUCCUUUCGGUCCCUUCCGGUGACGCUAGGCCCCGUCAAAACUCACUUGAAUCUGAUGACGCCGCCAGAUCAAUUCAUUCAUAUGGCGAAACAACGGUAGUCGCUUCCAAUUCGACCCAGACUGACAAAUACAAGUCCUCAUCGCUGAGCAACGAGAAGAUCAUGAAGGAUGAUACCGCCUUGAAACCCGAUGUCGGCACCGAAAAGGAUUUCGAAGUCGACAACAAUCCAUUUGCCUUUACUCCUGGUCAAUUGAACAAAAUGUUCAACCCCAAGAGCCUCACAGCUUUCUACCAGCUCGGCGGCCUCGGCGGCCUCGAAAAGGGCCUACGUACCGAUCGCAAAUCCGGACUCAGCCCUGAUGAGACCCAUCUAUCAGGCCACGUCUCUUUUGAUCAAGCCACCGCUACCGGCAAAAGUGUCAAGGUUCACAGCGAGGGUUCUACCCCUGUCGCCGUGGAACGAACGGAUUCUCGUGCCAGCAGGGCCAGCAAGGCCGACGAGCAGUUCGCCGAUCGCUACCGCGUAUUUCGCGACAACCGUCUUCCCGUCAAGAAGGGCAAAUCGCUUCUUCAACUCAUGUGGAUAACUUACAACGACAAGGUUCUGAUUUUGCUGUCUAUCGCUGCUGUCAUCUCGCUUGGUGUUGGCCUUUACCAAACAUUUGGUCAGGCGCAUGAACCAGGCGAACCUCAGGUUGAAUGGGUCGAGGGUGUCGCCAUCAUCGUCGCCAUUGCCAUAGUUGUCAUUGUCGGCUCUCUCAACGAUUACUCCAAGGAACGCCAAUUCGCCAAAUUGAACAAGAAGAAACAAGAUCGUCUCGUCAAAGUGGUGCGCGCCGGAAAAACUACCGAAAUCUCCGUCUUUGAUGUCAUGGCUGGUGAGGUUAUUCACCUCGAGCCUGGUGAUCUCGUUCCUGUCGAUGGCGUCCUUAUUGAGGGGUUCAAUGUCAAGUGCGAUGAGUCUCAGACAACCGGUGAAUCCGACAUCAUCACCAAGCGUUCUGGUGAUGAAGUAUACAACGCUAUUGAGGCCCAUGAGAGCCUCAAGAAGAUGGACCCCUUCAUUCAGUCCGGCGCGCGCAUUAUGGAGGGUGUGGGCACGUACAUGGCUACCUCAGUCGGCAUCUACUCUUCGUACGGCAAGACACUCAUGGCUCUCAACGAAGAUCCCGAAAUGACUCCACUGCAAGCCAAGCUCAACGUCAUCGCCACUUACAUUGCUAAGCUCGGUGGUGCCGCUGGUCUACUACUUUUCAUCGUCCUCUUCAUUCAGUUCCUUGUCCGCCUGCCUCGCCUUGACGCAAAUGUCACUGCCGCCCAAAAAGGUCAGAUGUUUCUUGAAAUCUUCAUCGUCGUCGUCACCAUCAUUGUUGUUGCCGUACCCGAGGGCCUUCCACUGGCAGUCACUCUAGCGCUCGCCUUUGCCACCACUCGAAUGCUGAAGGAUGCAAACCUCGUUCGCCACCUCAAGGCAUGCGAGGUCAUGGGAAACGCUACCACGAUUUGCUCCGACAAGACCGGCACCUUGACGCAAAACAAAAUGCAGGUUGUUUCCGGAACGAUUGGCACUACUAACCGAUUCGGUGGAGCCAAGCAGCGUCCUGAUAGCAACCCUGAUUCCCCUGUCGAAUCGUUCCAGGACUCGAGCUCCGACAUUACUCCCUCUCACUUUGUUGGAAUGCUUAGCGAACCUGUCAAGGAGCUGCUGCUCAAGUCUGUAGCGCUCAACUCGACAGCCUUUGAAGGAGAAGUCGAGGGCGAAAAGACGUACAUCGGUUCAAAGACCGAAUCCGCUCUCCUGCUCUUUGCUAGAGACUUUUUAGCCAUGGGGCCGGUUGCUGAGGUUCGCGAAAGUGCCACCGUUAUGCAGAUGAUCCCAUUUGACUCUGGUCGCAAAUGCAUGGGCAUUGUUGUCCAGCUACCGAAGGGCAAGUUCAGGCUCUACGUCAAGGGUGCCUCGGAGAUACUCCUGGCUCAGUGCACUACUACCCUACGUGACCCCGCCAAGGAUGACUCCGUUACGGACAUGACAAAGAGCAACGUCCAAACCGUUAGUCGCGUUAUUGAGAGUUACGCCAACAGGUCUCUCCGCACCAUCGGCCUCUGCUAUCGCGACUUUGAUGCCUGGCCUCCCAAGGCUGCUCGCCGCGGUGAUGGCAACGAUAUCAACUUUGAAGACAUCUUCAAGGAAAUGACCCUGCUUGGUGUUGUCGGUAUUCAGGACCCUCUUCGUGAAGGCGUUUAUGAAGCCGUCAAGAAGUGUCAGCACGCUGGUGUCGUGGUCCGCAUGGUCACUGGAGACAACAAGCUGACUGCUCAAGCUAUCGCUAAGGAAUGUGGUAUCCUUCAGCCUAACAGCCUGGUGAUGGAGGGACCAGACUUCCGCAAUCUCAGCAAGAUGGAGCAGGCUGAAAUCAUUCCUAGACUCCAUGUCCUUGCUAGAUCUAGCCCUGAGGACAAGCGAAUCCUCGUCAAGCGCCUCAAGGAAAAGGGCGAGACUGUCGCCGUCACCGGUGAUGGUACCAAUGACGCACCUGCUCUCAAGACUGCCGACGUUGGUUUCUCCAUGGGAAUUGCAGGUACCGAGGUCGCCAAGGAGGCCUCUGCUAUCAUUCUGAUGGACGACAAUUUUACUAGUAUCGUCAAGGCUCUCAAAUGGGGUCGCGCUGUCAAUGAUGCUGUGAAGCGCUUCCUGCAAUUCCAGCUCACCGUCAAUAUUACCGCCGUCGUUCUCACCUUUGUCUCGGCCGUUUCCAGCCGUCAAGGAAAGUCUGUCUUGACGGCUGUGCAAUUGCUUUGGGUCAAUCUUAUCAUGGAUACGCUUGCUGCUCUCGCUUUGGCCACUGACCCACCUCAGGAGAGCGUCCUCGAUCGCAAGCCGGAGCGCAAGGGUUCAUCCAUCCUCUCUCCGACUAUGUGGAAAAUGAUCAUUGGGCAGGCCAUCUACCAGCUCAUUAUUACCUUUUUGCUGUACUAUGGAAGCCCCAAGGGCAUUCUUCCCCUGCCUGGGCCAAACGACGUACCUCCUGUAGAAGAGCAGGCAACACUGGUCUUCAACACUUUCGUUUGGAUGCAAAUCUUCAACCAGUGGAACAAUCGCCGCUUGGACAACAAUUUCAACAUCUUUGAGGGCCUGACUAAGAAUUGGUUCUUUAUUGCCAUCAGUGCCAUUAUGUGCGGCGGUCAGGUCCUCAUCGUCUUCUUCGGCGGUGCCGCAUUCCAAAUUGCCAAGCACCAGUCGCCGACCAUGUGGGCCAUUGCCAUUGUUCUGGGCGCCAUCUCCAUUCCCGUCGGCAUCAUUAUCCGCUUGAUCCCCGACUCGUUGGUAAUAGCUCUGGUUCCGAACUUCCUGAAGAACCGCUCCAGCAAGGUUCCCGGUGUGACUAUUUCUGACGAAGAGAUGGAUAUGUACCCGGAACCUUUGGCUGAUGUCCGUGACGAGCUCAACUUUAUCCGUCGCAUGAAGGGCGGCCGCCUGAACAACCUCAAAUUCGCCAUGCAGCAUCCCAAAGAGAUGCUGACUCGCUCGCGCAGCCCGUCACAUUCACGUUCCAACUCUGUGAAUGCCCCGCAGACACCUGUACGCGAAGACAGCUUCCCGUACCCGGCGACACCCGAGUCGAGAAACAGAUCAAGGUCCAACAGGUCGCGAUCAAACUCGGCGUUGGGCGCACCUACUGUCAUGGCGGGUAUUGUGGCAGCCGGUGUUGCUGCGGGAUGGCAGCCCAUGGGCAGACGAUCUGUCGAUGAGCGAGAGGAAGCAGAAGGCAAUGCGAAAAAUGAAUCGAAUAAUACUUGA